UAUCGGCCCAAAACCACCCCUCUUCUCUUCCCCUUCCCAGUUCACACAUCCCUAAAUCACCUUUCCACCCUCGUCUCUGAUCAUCUGGGAUCGAUAUCAACGGCGCAAGCCUUGGAUUCGAGAUUGGUUAUUCUCCGAAAGGGGAAAUGAAAGGAUGAUAAGAAGCAUGACUAUGCCGCCAAUCGUAUAAGAUGAUUAAAGUUUAGGGAUUAAGAGGGCCAGUGCAGUUGUAGAGGACGGGAAGCUAUUCCUAGGUGGAUCCAUCUCUUGCAUGUGCCUUUCGGAUUGGUGUGCGCACUCUGACAUCCGUCUCCUUCGGUUCUGCAUUGGAGAUAAUUUCGUCAUGCUGCAUUGCUUGUGUUCUCUGGUUUUGUCUAUUUAAAUCUGGGUUUGGAGCUCAUGCUGAUUGUUAAAUAGAAUUCUCCUGCUUGAAUUCUCUCUGGUUUUGUCUAUUUUAAUCUUGGUUUGGAGCUCCUGCUGAUUGUUACAUAGAAUUCUCCUGCUUGAAUUCUCUCUGCUGGAAGGUAGUACUUGAUUUGCCAGCAAUUGGAAGGAUUUGGCAUCACUGUCAAGUCGGGGAUUUUAUGAUUUUUAGAUCUUAUAUACAAAACAUUGGUUUAUAUUUCUUCGUUGGUUGUUAGAUUGGAAAUGCUCGAAUACCUUUACACUUACCACUUUGGUUGCUGGAAACUCCAGUAUUGCAACCACAUGAACAUUAAUGACCUCUCACCAAUAUUAUAAUAUACUUUCUAUUAUUUUAGCUGCUUGGCAUCUCGCAAUACUUUUCAUUUUUGACAGUCUCCAUGCCAAUUACUAAUGUACUAAUGCUGCUUAAUAAUGGAUCAAUUCUUAAGGAUACAGAGCUUAAAUUUGUGCACCAACAUUGUCUCUUAUUCACAUCACUGAGGUUUACUUGCAUUCGUUUGUGGAAUCUUAGAAUUUUGCCUUACAACUGAUUCAGACAAAAAGCUUUUGUAUAAAAGUUCAGUUACUGUUCCGUUUAAUUGAAUUUAAAUUUGGUUCUGAAUAAUAUUUCCAGUUGAUAUGAUGGCAACUGAAAUCUCAUCUAGCUCUUGCUACAGUUAAAAAAAUUGGCAUGCUUUCUUCUCCAUGCAUGUUGUCCUAUGAUCCUAAUUUUGUUCCUACAAUGCAUUGCCACCGUGGUCCAUGUGAUCAACAAACUUCUGCAAAAGCAAGCUCCAGACAUUAGGAGAAGAAUAGAAUGGCAGGAGAGUGUAUUGUUUCUUGCCAUGCUUUGGUCUGUGUUUUUGUUCCUUUUGUCAGGUUUGCAUCUGUCUUAGUUGACUCAGGAUGCGUUUGAUGUGCUGAAUCACCGUAGUGGCUUGCAACAGUUGAUGCAAAAUGGUGCUAAAAUACUGCUUCUUGUCAUGUGACUAGAAGAUGCUCAUGACAAAGGUCAUGAUGUCACUUGCAUUCAUAUUUUCUUUUAAAUGUUUUGAUGCAAAUGAGUUGGACUGUGCAAUUGCAUCUCGAGCCAGAUACACCCUUACAUCUUCUUUUCCUUGUUCUACAUGAGAGUCACGAUGCUUCUAUACCUUCUUUAUGACACAAGUGACAUCAAGGAGGUCAAGGGCUUUUCCCGCUUGGUGGAGUGCAUCUCGCUGCAUGGUCUGCUGCAUUUCUGUUUCACCUAUCAGUGCCUUGCUCUCCAUGAUGGCUAAAAGUUGACACUUGAAGAGCAUCCGAAAGACUGAAUGAAGAUAAAGUUUAUCUCGAGGAACAAUUGAAGUGUCUAUGAAGGUAAGAAAAAAUGUUAUUUAUAGGAACUGGAGGUGCAGGCUAGAUGCAUUCCAGGAAGAGACAUGCCGAUUGCUUGUCAUGCUUAUGGCCACUGAUAUUGCCAAUUGGCUAACUAGUUGUGAUAGUAUAUUUUUGGACCCACGUUUGGAUCGACAGGUUGCACUGCAUUUUCCAGUUUUCUUGUAGCCAUAUGCUGGCUCUUGGCAGCUCAUCAGGUUUGGCUUGGAACUUUGUUCUCCGAUUCUUAGUUCUUUGCACGGUGCUGACUUCCUUUUUUUGUCCUAACUAAAAAGGAACAAAAACGAUGCUGUGGUUGUGGUAAGGUGUUCUAAUAAUAUCCACAUUCUUUGAAAAUUAUUAAUCUACUGCAUAUUGUUAGAGGAACUCACUACUGCUGUAUUAUCUGUCUGCAAUCAAGAUGAUAUUAUAGUAUUGCAUAGGCAAGCUAACUGUUUUCUGCCAAUGGGUCAUUUGCAGGUUGCUUGAUUUGGAAACUGUUGUUAGGUCAUGAGUCUAUUUCUCUGAGAAUUUGCUAUGGUGGAGCUUACUGAGGAAGCAGACAUUCAAGUUAAAAUAUCAAUCAUGCAUUAGUUCUGUACAAACAUGGAUAUUGCAAGAGUAUCUAAAAAAGAAAGAAAGCAAGUUGCAUCCGAAUCAGUUACUGAAGUUAUUAUCCAUCCAUGGUUGGGAUGUAAAACUACAGAGGUAAUGACUUUGUGAAUCAGGUGGGGCCUACCAGUGCUCACUUUCAGUGGAAUUUUAGUUGUUGAGUGGAAGAGAUCAUUAAUCGUGUCUUCAAAUUCUUGUAGUAUUUGUUACUUUGAAAUCAUGCAGGUGAAAUUUACAUGAACUUCAUUACAUGGUUUCUGCUUUUCUCAAGCCUCUCAAAUGUUUUCUACCACUGCAAUGGUUUUGUGCUUUAACCAUCUAAGAAUCCAUGAAAACAGAUGCAUUAUUGAGUAUAAGAGAAAUGGCAAGGAGCAGCUGUCAUGGGGGCUCACAGCAGCUUUCAUAUGGUCACAAAGCAACUCUGACUCUCCACAUGCAUUGGCAAGCACCAGAGACCUACUAUUUCAUCUGGUAGUGUGGUGUGGUAUCAAAAUGGUCCACUCUAUUCCCUAUAUCUUGUUAUUUGAAAGUAGGUACACUGAAUGUUUAUCGAUCAACCUCUUCUCUUCCAAGCGAAGGCACUCGAAUCUAUUUCUACCUGCAAUGUUUUACAAGCUACAGGCAAUCACUGUCUUAUUUGAAGAUAGGGUGUUUUGCUUAAUUAUGCAUUGAAAAUUUUUAAUUCCUACCUUCUUGCUCCUUUUCCUUAAAUCUGCUACUUGACUUGAUCAGAAUGUGCUUGUCCAAACAAGACCGAAUCCAAAAGAAAAGGCACCAGGCUGAUCAUUUUUCAACAGACAUAUUAUGGUAGAAUUAAAGUGAUGCUGCAAGUAGUGGAAAUACAGCAUGCCGUUCUGAAAAUUGUCAAUCUCAGCAAAGCAGUCAUUCCUCACCAAAUCAUAUAUUUGUUGGAGACUUGUGCAUUGGCUGGUCCAACAGGUACAGUAUUUUCCAAGAAGAAAAAGCUUCCGAACUCAGGCGAUUGACAUGACUCCAAAGUCAUGUUCCUGCACAAUGAUCAUCCCAUCAACAUGAAAGAAGAACGAGAGAUGGCCUGUCUACGGCGAGCAUCGCAGCUUCUCGGCUCACUGGUAUCUUCUUCCUUCUCGGUCCGAUGCUUCCCUUGUAAGUGGCAGUUGAUCCGCAGCAAGCUCGAGCAGCUGCUCUCCGGACUUGCCGCAGCUGCAGACGGCAACUUCCUCAGCCGGAAUUCGGAGGUGGAUUUGCUGCUGAAGUCGAUGUUGUCGACCUUCGAUGACAUCGAAUCGCUUUUACUUCGUUGCGGCGAUGAAUCCUGCGUCGGUGGGAAGCUCCUCUUGAGGAGCGAUCUUAAUGGCGUUGCCUCCAGGCUCGGGCUCCAUAACGAGAGACUUGCGGAAUUGUAUGCUUCUGGGAAUGCGACGCGUUCCCGAGCCAUCGUCCUCACGAAGCCAAGCAGUAAUGCCAGCCUAGAGGACAUCCGAUUCUACGUGAGGGAUCUGUUCUCGAGGCUUAAGAUUGGUGAUACCAGCAUGAGACUGCUAGCUUUGGAUUCUCUUCAUGAGGUUCUCCGCGAAGACGACGAGUAUGUGAGGAUCGUGGCGACGGAUACAGCUGAUGCAGUGUGUCUUCUAGUAAGCUUUCUCGAACACAGAGAUGAUGGACUUCGGGAGAAGGCCGCAGGGGUACUCUUGGUGAUCGCCGAGUUUGAUUCAUACAAAGGACUGCUUGUCGCUGCAGGUGCGAUAGGUCCACUGAUACCAAUCUUGGAGAAGGGAACUGAAUUGGGAAGAGAGAGAGCCGCCGGAAUUCUGAGAAGACUGACCGAGAAUUCCGACAACGGGUGGUCGAUCUCUGCUCAUGGAGGCAUCACGGUGCUGCUCAAGAUCUGCAGCGACGCCGCCGCUUGUCGUAAGGAGCUAAUUGGGUUGGCUUGUCAGAUUCUAAGCAACCUCGGCAGCGCUGAAGAGAUGAGGAGGUUCAUGGUGGAGGAGGGCGCCAUUCCUGUUCUCUUACAGCUCACCCUGUCCAAGGAAGAAGAAUCACGGAUUCAAGCCAUUGAGUGCCUUCAUUCCAUGGCAUCUGCGGACAAUGGCAUCAGACAAAUCGUUGUCGGAGAAGGACUUAUCGCCUCGAUAACUGAGUUACUGGAUCCAUGCUCACCCUGCUCAUCGACGGCAAGAGAGGCGGCUCUCAAGGCUACCGAGCUGCUCCACUCAGCAGAUUCCAUAGCUGUCCUGAUGAGCUCCGGCUUCUUGAAUCGAGCGCUCUUCUUCGUCAAACAUGGCGGCGUCUCCGUCCAGGAGUUGGUCCUGAAGAGCGUCUCCCGCCUCUGUGAGCUAUCCGAGGAGUGCAGGAAGGCCAUGGGCGACGCGGGCUACAUGACGGAGCUCGUGAGCUUACUGGAAGCCAAAUCAGCUGGAGUCAGAGAGAAAGCAGCUGAGACCAUUCAUAACAUGAUCUGUGCUCAACGAAAUAGGAGAAGGUUGAUCCAAGACGACCACGACGUGGACCGGAUCAUGCGGUCGCUCGAUCUCGUGGACGGGAACUCUGCGACGAGGAAGCACCUGCUCUCCGUGCUGAAGGCAGUGGCGGAGAGCAACAGCGGAAGGAGAAGGAUCAUGGCCUCCGGGUGCGUGCAUUGCUUGCAGAGACUGGCAGAAGCCGACGAGGUGGACGCCAGGAAGGUGAUGAAGAAGCUCUCUGCCCGGAAUCGAUUUCGAAGUAUCCUGAAUGGAUUCUGGAGCUACUGACUUCCUUUCAGCUGCUGUAAUAUGCAAUCUGCUUUGUUCAUCAUCGGCAUCUCUUUUUCUGUCUUCAUGAUUCCAACCAGCUUAUCAUGCAAUUCUCAGCUGGUGAUAUUUGGAUGAUACAUAUAUUAUGUGUUUUUUUUUGGGGGGGUUUUGAUCAUUAUUUUAGAAUGUCUGCUAAAUGGCCAUAUGAAAUUGUAGAUAAACCUGACCCUUA
Musa acuminata subsp. malaccensis (wild Malaysian banana) is the source of this 5316-nucleotide messenger RNA. NCBI's taxonomy places the organism in Eukaryota, Viridiplantae, Streptophyta, Magnoliopsida, Zingiberales, Musaceae. The record is from RefSeq and is a predicted model, not a curated record.